This is a messenger RNA of Prosopis cineraria, 2426 nucleotides long. RefSeq names its product probable LRR receptor-like serine/threonine-protein kinase At1g53420. The record is from RefSeq and is a predicted model, not a curated record. Gene Ontology annotation, molecular function: protein binding; ATP binding; protein kinase activity. Lineage: Eukaryota; Viridiplantae; Streptophyta; Magnoliopsida; Fabales; Fabaceae. Gene Ontology annotation, biological process: protein phosphorylation.
AUGGGGGAAUUAACCUGUAUUGGCCGUGUCUGCACUCCUCUUGUAGAAUGCAUAACACUGCACGCACAAAAUCUCACCGGCAAACUUCCUCCAGAACUUGUCAGAUUACCUUACCUUAACCUGAUUGACCUGACCCUCAAUUACCUUAAUGGCCCAAUCCCUUCAAGCUGGGCCUCCCUUAAGCAUCUCAUCUACAUUUCUCUUCCUAGUAACCGUCUAACGGGUCCGAUCCCAGUGGAGCUAACGAAGAUCACGACUCUGCAAACUUUGAUCCUCUCGUACAAUCAAUUUUCUGGAAAUCUUCCUGCUGAGCUUGGCAAUCUUCCCCAGCUUGAACGAUUGCUUCUCACCUCCAACAACUUCACAGGAGAAAUACCUUCAACUUUUGCAAAGCUUACAAGGUUGAAGGACGUCCAUUAUUGUCAUUCCACUCCGAGUACUUAUCAGUUAGCUCCCUGUGGUAUUUCCGUUUAUAAUUCUAACCUUAUUUUUCUUUAUACGAGAAAGUUUAGAAUAGUUAAAGGGACUGGUUUAAGUGGACCGAUACCGUCAGGAAUUUCGUUUCUUGGAAACUUAAUUCACUUGAGUAUAAGUGACUUGAAUGGACUUGAUUCAACUUUUCCUCUACUUAACAAUUCCAGAAAAUUGCGAGGAUUGACAUUGAGGAGUCGCAGUAUCAAUAACGCGAUACCUGACUAUCUCGGGGAAAUGACCUAUUUAUCUAGGCUAGACCUGAGCUUUAACAAAUUGAAUGGAGGGAUUCCUGAAACGCUUGGUCACCUAUCAAGAAUGGAUAACAUGUAUUUAACUGGAAACCUUCUGCAGGACCUUUGCCUGAGUGGUCGGAGAGAGUUACAUACAUUGUCGUCAGCGAAAUGUGUUAGAGUUUUUGCAUUUGUCGAGAUUGCGUACAAUUUUAAGAAGCUAUCUGGGGCUUAUCCAUCUUUUACAAGCCACAGGAACUUGUUUGGAGAUCCUUUGAUGGCCAAUACCUCAGGAUCUGUUUCUUGUAUGAAAACCACUGUUUGUUCCAAAACAUGGCACUCUGUCAGUAUAAAUUGUGGUUAGAGAUCAGAAACCAUUGGAGAUACAAUGUAUGAUGGUGAUUUGGAUCCUGCUGGACCAGCAAGGUUUGGAGAGAGUAGGAGAAACUGGGCAUUCAGCAGUACUGGUGACUCUUAUGAUCAUUGUAACAAGUUUGCCUAUAUUGCAGAAAACAUAUAUAAUCUCUCUAUACCCAAUGUUAAACUGUAUAGGAAUGCACGUCUUUCCCCUAUGUCUCUGACUUAUUAUGGAUUCUGCCUGGGAAAUGGACCGUAUACAGUGAGUCUCCAUUUUGUGGAGAUAAUGUUGACUGAUGACAAAACUUUCGGCAGCCUUGGAAGGCGCGUAUUUGACGUCUACAUUCAGCUCUUGUAUCAAGCAGACUUUAAACCCCCAAGAAGCAAACCUAGUAUGGUUGUGGCUGCAAUAGUGGCUACGGGAGUGAUUAUAGUCAUCUUGGCAUUGGCCAUGCUCUGGUGGAGAUGUUCUCUGGGAAAGAGAAGCUCAUUAGCAGUAGAGCUAAAGGGCUUAGAUCUGCAAGCUGGUUUGUUUACCUUGCGCCAAAUCAAGGCAGCAACAAAUAACUUUGAUGUAUCCAGUAAGAUUGGAGAAGGAGGAUUUGGUUCAGUUUACAAGGGCUUUCUAGCAGAUGGCACAAUGAUAGCAGCCAAGCAGCUUUCUUCAAAGUCAAAUCAAGGAAACCGUGAGUUCCUAAAUGAGAUAGGCAUGAUCUCUGCUUUGAAACACCCUAGUCUUGUCAAACUCUAUGGUGGUUGUGUUGAGGGAGAUCAGUUGUUGCUGGUAUAUGAAUACAUGGAAAACAAUAGCCUCGGUCGUGCCUUGUUUGGCAAUUUGUUUGUAUUUACUUCCCAUAUAUAUGUGUAUACGCAUGUAUAUUUGCUUGUGUGACCAAAAUUAUGCUGUUGUCAAAUUUCCAAUACAUUCUCAAGUGAAGGCCCAGGAGAAUGCAGUUUGAAAUUGGAUUGGCCAACAAGACAAAAGAUUUGUAUUGCUAUUGCCAGAGGUUUGGCUUUUCUCCAUGAAGAAUCGAGACUGAAAAUUGUUCACAGGGACAUCAAGGCCACUAAUGUGCUGCUUGACAAAAACUUGAAUGCAAAAAUAUCAGACUUUAGAUUGGCUAAGCUUUAUGAAGGGGAAAAUACCCACAUAAAGCACACGAAUAGCUGGGACCUAGUAAGUUUCUUUUUGUGAACUUGUUAUUGGGAAAAAAUAUCUAUCAGAAUCCAAUUCAGCACUGUCAUGUGACAUAUUUUAUUGCUCCCAGUCAUGUGAUAUAUCUUGUUGCUGGAAUGGUUAUAUUUCAAUUUUACAGUGGAUAUAUGGUUUCUGAGUAUGCAAUGAAUGGUUAUUUGACCAACAAA